CCUGCCCUGGCCUCUCCGAAGAGGGAAACCGGGGAGGAGGCGCGUCUUCCUUUUGCGCGCUCCGCCUCUCCUCCCCUCUUCCUCCCCCCAGCCCAUCAUCUCCCCCCAACCCAGCCCAGGUUCUGCGGGGCUCGGCGAGACCCAAACCCGGCACCGGGGAGCUUCGGCUCGGCUCAGGAUUCGGAGAAAGCCAACGUCGGGCCCCGGUGCGCUCUCCAAAACAGAACAGCCUCUCCAAUGGCCAAGGGCGGUUGAUGAAGCUCUUUUUUUCCGGGGGCCACAGCCCUUCCGUGCCCCCCCUACCUUUCCUUCCCUUUGCCUCCUUUAUGUGCGUGGAUGCCGCCGAUGGAGGUUUGAAGGAGGCGUUUGGGGGGAGCGCUUUCCCAAGGUCCCCCCUUCCCAAUCUCUCUCCCUUCUCUCCCUUCUUCGCCUUGGCGCAGCGUCGGGGAGCCUUCCUUCUCUUCUCCAUGCCUCCCAACCCCCCCUGGAGAUGAAAGCAUGACCCCUCCCAUCGGGUGAGGCAAGCUGCACCCCAAAAGGGCCUCCACUGGUACGGUGUGUGCCAGUACCAUGGAAAAGCUUUUCCUGCCUCUUUUGAUGCUUGGCACCAUGGCGAAAGCUCAGCACUGCCCCGGCCGUUGCAUCUGCCAGAACAUCUCCCCGACGUUGACCAUGCUGUGUGCCAAAACGGGCCUCCUCUUUGUGCCGCUCUCCAUCGACCGGCGCACGGUGGAGCUGCGCCUGACGGACAACUUCAUCACCGUCAUCCGCCGGAAGGACUUCUCCAACAUGACCAACCUGGUGCACCUCACCCUCUCCCGCAACACCAUCAGCCAGAUCAUGCCCUUCGCCUUCUCCGACCUGCGUGCCUUACGGGCCCUGCACAUGAACAGCAACCGCUUGGCCGCCUUGAAGAACGAGCACUUCCGAGGGCUGAGCAACCUCCGGCACCUCAUCCUCGGGAACAACCAGAUCAACAACAUCGAGGCAUCCUCCUUUAACGAGUUCCUCUCCACCGUGGAAGAUCUGGAUCUGUCUUACAACAAUCUGGAGACACUGCCGUGGGAAGCCAUCGGGCAAAUGGUGAGCCUCAACACCCUCACGCUGGACCACAACCUCAUCGACCACAUUGCCGAGGGCACCUUCUCCCAACUCCAGAAGCUGGUGAGGUUAGACAUGACCUCCAACCGGCUCCAGAAGUUGCCCCCAGACAACCUCUUCUUGAGGGCUCAAGUGCUGGCCAACGUCCGUGGGACUCACCCUUCCUCCUUGACCAUCAGCUUUGGAGGUAACCCUUUGCACUGCAACUGUGAGCUUCUUUGGCUCCGAAGGUUAACGAGGGAGGACGACUUGGAGACCUGCGCAUCUCCAGAGCACCUGAUGGACAAGUAUUUCUGGUCCAUCCCUGAAGAAGAGUUCAUCUGCGAACCUCCGCUCAUCACCCGCCAAUACGCGACCAAGGCGUUCAUCAUGGAAGGACAAGGGGUGAGCCUCAAGUGCAAAGCCGUGGGGGACCCAGAGCCCUCCAUCCACUGGAUCGCACCCGAUGGCAAGUUGAUCCACAACACAACCCGGGCCACGGUCUACGACAACGGCACCCUGGACGUCCUCAUCACCACCUUGAAGGACAACGGCAUCUUCACUUGCAUUGCCUCCAAUGCGGCUGGAGAGGCCACCGCCCCUGUCGAAAUCUGCAUCGUCCCCCUCCCUUUGCUCGUCAACAACACUGCCCACAUGAAGGAACCUGACCCCGGCUCCUCCGACAUCACCACCUCCUCCAAAUCCGGAGCCAAUGACACCAAGAACCACCUGGACAAGAGGAUCGUCGCCGCCGAUCUGACGUCCACCUCGGUGGUCAUCCAUUGGCCCUCCGAGCGGCACAUCCCUGGCAUCCGUAUGUACCAGAUCCAAUACAACAGCUCCUUGGAUGACUCUUUGGUUUACAGGAUGAUCCCCUCCUCCAGCAAGACCUUCCUGGUCAACGACUUAGCGGCCGGCCGUGACUACGACCUGUGCGUCUUGGCCGUCUACGACGACGGAGUCACCUCCUUGACGGCCACUCGGGUGGUGGGCUGCGUCCAGUUCACCACCGAAGGGGAGGCUGCCCAGUGCCACUCGCUCCACACCCAGUUCCUGGGCGGCACCAUGAUCAUCAUCAUCGGGGGCAUCAUUGUGGCCUCCGUCCUGGUCUUCAUCAUCAUCCUCAUGAUCCGCUACAAGGUCUACAGCGGCCAGGAUGAGCACAAGAAAGCCAAAGUCAGCAACGUCUACUCGCAGACCAACGGGAGCCAACCUUCUUCUUCCGCCACCGGUGCCGGUUUGCCCCACUCGGCUUCCAAGCUUGGUGAGGACAAAUACGAGACUCUCCACGAGACGGCCACCAAGGGGGAAGCCAAGGAGGAGGCCCCCAACGGGCAGGAUGUCCUGGCCUUGACCGAAGUGGAGAAGCGCUCAGCCAAGGUGGCCGCGGACCUCCAGACGGUGGCCGUCUUGACCUCGGAGGAGAGGAAGGCGGGCGAAGGCAGCAUGACCGCCUCCUCGGUCUCCUUGUGCCUCCUCAAAGACGCCCAGCUCUGCGCCACCUUGGGGGGCAGUGGGUCGGGGGUCUUCCCCCGCGAACUGUCCAGGACUCACCACCACCGCCACUCCUUCGACGGGGACUUCUCCCUCUUCCAGAGCCACAGCUACCCCCGCCGGGCAAGGACAAAAAGACACAUGUCCACCUCCCAGUUGAACUCGGAAGAGUGUCCCCUGAGCCACAGGAGGGUCACUUUUAGCAGCACAGAGUGGAUGCUGGAAAGCACAGUCUGAGACCGGGCCAGGAGGGUCGAUAUGG
Messenger RNA from Anolis sagrei ordinatus, 2836 nucleotides. RefSeq names its product leucine-rich repeat and fibronectin type III domain-containing protein 1. Lineage: Eukaryota; Metazoa; Chordata; Lepidosauria; Squamata; Anolidae. The record is from RefSeq and is a predicted model, not a curated record. Gene Ontology annotation, molecular function: protein binding.